CUCCUUCUCCUCCCCCUGCUCCUCCUUCUCCCCCUGCCCAACCUCCGCUGGGGCCCUGCGGGCCAUGGUGCUGUCUCGGCCCGGAGGAGUGGUUCGCAGCUCUGGAUCGUACUCUGCGCCGGGCUCUGCCACGUCCUGAGUGCGGGGAGCGUUUGCUCGUUGCGGGAGAGCAGGGACGGGGGAAGAGCCGGAGCCGUGCGGGGUGAGCGGCGGUGCCGGAGGUGUCCGGGCGGGGACCCGCAGCUUGUAGAGGAUUGGCAACAAAGUCGUGUCUCAGGAUCCUGUCAAGGAAGAUGACUUGAUGUCCUACGUGUUAGCUGACUGAAUUGCUUGCUGGGCUUGGUCAUGCAACAGCACAUCUGUGUCCUGAUAAAGUAUGUUGCAGCAGAUCUGAAAGUGACAUAAGAAAGAAUUACUCCCGAAAAGAGAAGCCUCCCUGCAAGGCCAUCCCUGAAGAUGUUGACUCCCACUGUAUUCUCCCUGCUGAUUUCCUUCUGUAUAUGUGAACACAGAUUUUCUGUCCUGAAAGGGAGAGGAGUUCACGUGGUGCAAAUAAAGAGGCUGACAACUGAGAAGCAGUGCAGGCAGGAUUGUCAGCUCCCAGGUGCUGCAGGUACCCAUCACUGUAAUUGGGCUGUGCCCUACCAGAAUCACUGCAUCCUCUUGCAGUGUCACCAGCUGAGUGUGUGCCACAAGGCCAGGGAGCAGGACAUCAGAGAGCUGCUUGGAGAAAUGAGUUGGAAAAGGGAAACAGUCCUGUUUCACCACCAAAGCUACACGCAGAGAAAGAAGAGGAUGAUAAAUGCACAAGUUGACCAACACAACACGGGAAACUUGUUUUCUUCAACUGCCCAGACUCGCAAGAUUCACUUGAGGAAUUUAGUUGAGUUUGAGACUGAAGAUGUAACAACAAAUGCAAUAAAGCCAAUUGCAAGCAAUGCAACCACCACCACAGCAACACCCACCACUGCCACAGCCAUCACAGUAAGUGUUACCCAUGCAACUGUCUUCACUACAGCUUCUGAAACAACUGCAAAGGCCUCAAACACCCCUGGAGGUUCUGAUCUCUUUGCUGAAGCCAAGUCAUCCACUGACUCUUCUCCCACCUCUGGUAACAUCUCUGAUACUACUUCCAGCCAUGUCACCAAGCUCGUGACCACCACUGAAAAAUCAGAAUAUGAUGGCUCUGUCUCAGUAUUUUUCACUUCUACUUCUCCUCCUCUCACUGUAAUAUCUGAAGCAGGUACUCAGAUGCCUAAACCAGAGCAGUUUAACCCAACCACCACCAGCACUUCCCACUCCGGUAGCACUGCUGGAGCUGUCCUGCAGCCACUGAGCACAGCACUGACCACUCUGAUCCCACAGGACCCAGGAACAUCUUCCACUGCUCCCACUCACGCUGGGACACUCAGCCCCCUGGAGACUUCACAUUCUGUGAAUCCACAGGGUGUGGAUGUAAUGCCUGGAAUUACUUUGCUGUAUCUAGAGCCAAAAGCAGGUACAACCACAACACCCUUGAGUAAAUCAACUUCUCUUCUGAGCUCUACAGGAGGUGCCAGGGUUUUAACUGCUGCCUCUACACCAGAAACCACCACUGGGCAUGGGAUAAAGUCAAUGUCUUAUAUUUUUUCAACAAGCACAACAGCAAAUGCACCCAAAACAACAGCUUCAGGCCAUGAAGAAGCUCAGAACAUGGACAAUGAGUAUGUUCUCAUUGCUGCCAAGCCCCUAACUCGGUACUUAGAGGAUAAACGUUCUCUCCUGGCAGUACUAUUAAUUGGCACGUUUUUUUUCAUAACUGUUACAGUUCUUUUCCUUAUGCAGGCCUAUGAGAGCUACAAGAGGAAGGAUUAUACACAAGUGGAUUAUCUGAUCAAUGGGAUGUAUGUGGAUUUGGAGAUGUGAAAUGGUGGAGACAAAACAGUGGGCAGAGAGAUGGGAAGAGACUGAAAGCCUCCCUGUGUUGAUUAUCUUUCCUAUUUUGUCUACAACACAAACUGAAAGUAGUUCUGGAUUUCCUUCUGAUGCAAUUGCGGAGAAAUGCCAUUUUGUCUUGUACUCAAGACAAAAAAAAAAAGUUACUAAAUCAGGUUGUGAAUCAGGUUGCUGUAAAAAAAGGAAAGGUAAUAAUUUUUAAAACUUCCAUAAUGUGCAAUAGGCUUGGCCAUGAUUUUGCAUUGCAAAAAAAACUUAACAAGGGGUAUGUAAUCAUCCUUGGUAAAUGCUAUGGCACUUUUUCAGCUGUUUGCAGUGCAGGUACCUUGUAUUUCCUUUGUUUCACCUGUGCUUCUCUGAAAGCAGAGCAAACGAUGCUCUCUCCUUUUGCAAAGUGCUCUGAAAUUACCAGGUGAGAAGAGUGAAGUAUUGCUGCAACAGGGAACUUUGAAACCAAUAUGUGUCAUGUUUCAAUAUGCAUCUUGCUUUUUACAAGGCAUUAUAAACUCUCUUAACUGCUUACACAAGGUAUCUUUUCACCACGAAGCAGAUUAUUGUGCCUCUGUACUUGAAUUCUUAUUUUUGUAUCUGCAUAGUAAAUAGGGCUCUGGAAGGGCUCAUCUUGCUGCA
Molecule: messenger RNA, 2565 nt
Organism: Calypte anna (Anna's hummingbird)
Lineage: Eukaryota; Metazoa; Chordata; Aves; Apodiformes; Trochilidae
Gene: C5H11orf24
Product: chromosome 5 C11orf24 homolog
Exons: 5
Coding region: 457-1905 (482 amino acids)
Source: RefSeq, a predicted model, not a curated record